UGUUAUUUUGCUGUCAUUAGUAACUCCAUCAUAAAACCAGCCCCUCCCUUGUCAUUCCUUUGCAAAGUUUGCAUCCGGUUAGCUUGUUCUUUGAUCAAUGGCAACUAAAACCAGUUCUUGUUCUUCUUCUCUGAGUCUCUUCUCUUCUCCUUUGACUAUUGAUCAACUUAUUGAUGUACUUAAUCUGUUGAAGAGAUGUGGUUUCCCUCAGACAAGAUGGCAUGAGCUGGGACUGACACUAGGACUACACAAGAACACACUGGACGUCAUUGAAAGGAAUCAUCCUAGUGAUGUAUCAAGAUGCUUACUUGAAUGCCUCUCCCAGUGGUUGUCCAGAGCUGAUAAUGUUGACAGUAAAGGAGGAGCUACCUUUGACUCACUGUCAGAUGCUCUUAAAUCUAUGAAUGAGAAUGCUGCAGCUGACAAGUUAGAUCAAGAGAAACGUAAAGCUAAGGCUAUUGAUAUAUUCAACACUCAUCAUCCACUCCUCUCUCAGUCUCUCUCUGAUCCUGUCAGUGUAGCUAGGUUGCUUAAUAGAGAGGGUGUCAUAACAGGACAAGUAUUGGCUAGUGUGGUAUCAGCUAGUCCCUCUGUUCCUAAUCAACGUGAAGUCCUGUUAGCUGCCAUUAUAGUAGCUAUUGAAAGCAAGUAUAGUUUACUACAAACAUUUGCUAGUGUGUUGUGCAAGUUCACUGGUAAUGUAAAACUAGGAACAGUUAUACAAAGAGACUAUGGUGAGUAA
This is a messenger RNA of Amphimedon queenslandica, 742 nucleotides long. RefSeq lists its product as uncharacterized. The transcript has 3 exons. NCBI's taxonomy places the organism in Eukaryota, Metazoa, Porifera, Demospongiae, Haplosclerida, Niphatidae. Gene Ontology annotation, biological process: signal transduction. The coding region runs from base 98 to 742 and encodes 214 amino acids. Gene Ontology annotation, molecular function: protein binding. The record is from RefSeq and is a predicted model, not a curated record.